Messenger RNA from Amphiprion ocellaris (clown anemonefish), 3808 nucleotides. RefSeq lists its product as uncharacterized. Lineage: Eukaryota; Metazoa; Chordata; Actinopteri; Pomacentridae. The transcript has 3 exons. The coding region runs from base 419 to 1324 and encodes 301 amino acids. The record is from RefSeq and is a predicted model, not a curated record.
CAGACACAUUAUCCUCUCAGGCUUUACUUAAGCUAUCUGCUGCAUCUUUUCAUAUUUCUGAUCCCGCAGCACUAAAAUGACCUUGACCCAGGAGCCUAUUCUGUCUUUUUUACUGGAACACGGAGGCAAAGUGAGGACCUCUGAGCUGCUGAACAACUUCAGGAGUCACAUCAGCUGCAGAGAUCCCGCGGAAAAGCAGCACAAUAGGGACCUUUUUAAGAAGUUGCUGAACAGCGUCGCUGUGGUCAAACAGAUAGACGAGGUGAAGUUCGUGGUUGUGAAGAGAAUGUACCAGGACUUCGUAAAAGAUUUGACGCACGAUCACAUUCCCAAGUGCAUCAGCUAAAAACUAUCAGCUUGGGAAGCAAAGUUUCUUCAAGAUCCGUGCCGGCUCUGAAUUUGGCAGCUUGCAAGAAGGAUGCGGCGAACAUGCGGACACACGCGGAGAGACACGCCAAACAUGUUUUUCUCAACUGUAGUUGUAAUAACAAUACUGCCUGAAGCAUGUCCACUUCCACUGAGAUUUUCUCAUCUGAUCUCGAACUCAUUUGGACCUUGCAUUGGUUCCUUAAUGUGGCUGUGUAAAGACUGUGGUGCUGAGGCGUCUAAAAGAUCAGAAAUUCUUAAACAUUGCAGAUUAAGUCGUCAUCAUUUGGGGCGUGGCCAUUGUAUUAAUUGCGUGUAUCCAAACUGUCCAUGCAUUUUUAAGACUUGGAAUUCACUUUUGACACACUUAUCCAGGAAUCAUUGUAAUGCUUUAAAGUGCUCUGACAAAUUUACUUUGUCCUGUCAGUUAUGUGGUUUUAGUGAACUUGGAACAGAGCGUGAUUGUUUUGCACAUAUAACCCAGCAUUUGAAAAACUAUGAGACAGUUACUUGUAUGUUCAAAGGCUGUUAUUACAAAUCCAACAUUUACAGUACAUUCAAGUCACACAGAAGUCGUAAGCACAGCUUACAGUUGGUGGCAGAUUUUAAAGACGAAGUAGUCAAAGAAAGUGUUGCAGCUGAAACAGCAGAGCCUGAUGUUCAAGACAAUGAGGAAUUCAGCAAUAGCAGUCAGUCUGAUGAUAUAAGUACAACACAGGAUCAGAAAGAUAUAGUAGAACAAAAACUUGCAGCUGUGUUAUUAAAACUUGGAAAUAUUUUUCAUGUGCCCAGUGCUGCAUUUGAUGAAUUGCUGGAAGAACUGCAGUAUUUGUUGAGCACAGCGUGUUUUCAUAGUACAACAAAUUUAAUACAAGACACACUGAAUAGUUAUAGUCUGGAACCACUAGCUCAUGAGUGGUUGGUGCAAUGUGCAGCUGGACUCUGGGGACAUGUAUAAGGCCUGCUGCUGAGGGACACAAGCUUGGCCCAGAAGAAAGACUUCAUGUCAGGCUUCACUGCUCUGCACUGGACUGCCAAGGAUGGAAACAGCCAGAUGAUGCAUGAGAUCCUGGACUUCUGCAAGAAAAGAGGCACAUGUGUGAACAUCAACAGCAAAGCACAUGGAGGAUAGGUGAUUCCCCUAAUGAUGCACAACUUCACCCUAAUCAUGUAUUUAGAAGUUCCAUCUAAUGACGUGUGGAUUUAAAAUCAUAGUUUCAGCAAUACAUGUAAAAUCUGUUGGGUUGCAGAUGUGAAGUGUGUCCAAAUCAUUAGUCAACUGACACUAAAGAAGAGAUUUAAAAAAAGCACCUGAACUCAACAUCAGAACACUUUUAGCAGAGGUGGGGUUUUUUUUUAGCAGUAAAGGUGGAUUGGAUUGUCCUAAACUUGUUAUGUGAUCAUCAUAGCACUCAUUUAAGAGAGUAUUUGGGAAGUACAAGGGAGUUUUAAGGUUUUGUUCACUAUGUUUCAGACUAUAUGUGUUGUGCACAAACUUAUUUCAGCGCAAAAAACAAAGCAUGUUUUAACUUUCUUUGUUUUCCUAACAAUUUGCUGUUAUUUUACAGAUCCUAACCACAACUUUGUUUUUAAAAAUCAAAGUGAAUAUCCAGUAAAAUGUCAAAUAAAGUAACAAGACAACAACAACAAAAACCCAAUACAUAACAAACAACUACAAAAAACAAUACAUAACAAACAAACAAACACACAAAAAGUCCACAUCAAAAAUCAAUAUUUUUAUAAAUGGUAAAUUCUUUAACAUCAGUUCAUUGUAAAAUUACAUCAUUUCUUACUGUAUUUAAAUCAGGAAAAAAUAUGAUCAUUUUGGAGAUAUUAAGUACUAAUUCGCAUGUUGACUUAAAAAAAAUUAAAUAAAAACACAAACGGAAAAAAACAUACCCUAACCCUAAUCCUGCUGUGUUUGAUAAAUUAUAGAUAUUAUCUAGUAAAAUCUAGAUAAAGUAUAAAAUAAAAACAGGCCAAAACUGUACAUAAUAUCCACAUCAAAAAGUGAUAUUUUUACAAAUAGGAAUUUGUUGUUUUACAACAUAAAAUUAUGCUUAUUUUUCUACAUUUUACUUCGCUAAAGAUCUCAAUAUUUUACAGAUAUUUAUCAUUACUAUAUAUAUAUGGGGUUGUUUUUCGUUUAUUUGUUGUUGUUUUUUUUUUUACAGUUUUUGACCAUUAUACCAUAUUUUUAAUGUGUUUUCCUGGCAUCCUUUCUGAACAGUAUUUUUUUAAACGUUGUAGGUAAUCUUUAAUUCAAUGUCCAAAACACACCCUCUGAGUCACUAAAAUAAGAAACAAAACAAGGAAGAAGACGAGAAACCAGCUGACACACAGUAAGUCAAUGAGUAAAUCCUCCUCCACAUAACUCACCUCUGUGUGGAAACAGAAAAGUUUAAUUCCUGGCCAUUCACAGAUUACACCUCAACAUUAGUGACUGGAAAUGAAGCAGUGAAACCAGUUUCACAUAUUUGACUGAGAUAAAUGUGUGUCAUGGACAGCAAUCCUUCUGCACAGUGUCAUACCUCUGAAGCACCACUAGAUGGCGAUGAUGUGCAGCCUUAAAGUGUAUAUUUCCCUGAGAUCCAUGCAGAAUGUUCUCCCUUUGUUGUGGAAUUUUUCUUCAGACAGUAAAUUAACACUAAAUAUUUGGACACUGUUCAUACAUAUGCAUUUUUUGCAUCCAACCUCCUGCUAAGGAGAUGCUGUUUUUAUUUGGAGGGGGAAGGGGAGUGCUUCAUUCAAGAGGUUUAUUAAUCUUCAGUGACCUUAUUUUCUCACCAGAUGAUCUCACUGCUAACCAAGAUAAUCUGUAGUCUCUGAGACAUCAGGCUUACGAUACACUUCUGCGUGCUUCUUCACAACCCAAAAUCAUAUCUGCAAUUCCAUGAGCUCUGAUUCCAAUUCUGAUAACAAGGCAAGGAUGGUGAAAAGUGAUACUAUUAUUUUAACCAGUUUGAAGUGUUAUUAAAAUGUCUCUAAAUGCAUCAGCAUUGAUUGAUUUGUAAGACAUUAUGUGUUCAAUUUUUCUGUCUGCUGUUAAUUACUUAAUCACAUUUCAGCAUAUUAAAACAAGAGGUAGUGUUUAAUGGUUAGUAAGAACAAUGGUGUGUGAAUGUUAAUCAACACUGUGACCACUGAGCACAUGCAUACAACAGCAACGAAGCAAAGAGCUCAUCCACUAAUAAGCGAACGAGAUUUAUUUUAUUUUAUUUUUUGCAUGACAAAGAACGAAUUACAUCUGUCAAAAGAAAGAGUUUGGAUGGAGACAUUAUUCAUAGUUUUGUCCUGUAUUUUGUCAAAUCAUUUUUAUUUGCUUAUUUAUCCCAGUGCAAAUAUGUAAAAUAAGUUUUGAUUUAAAAUGUUUAUUCAUAAUGUUAACACAUGUUGAGUCCAUGUUUGCAGUUUUAAUAUUAAGACAUGUUGAAUCCACAUC